ACAGUGUGCAGGAGAGCGAGUGAGAGCGAAGCGAGCAAGAGAGAGAAGCGCGAGAUAGAGUGAGUGAGUGAGAAUGUAUGGUGUCAGGGUAACGCUUCCUUGCUUGUAUCCAGGGCCUUUGUGAAUACACCAUGGGAUGCAUCGGCUCACGGAGACUCACGGCAGAUGGAGUGCCAGUAAAGGAUGGGGAACAGCAUGGAUGUUCAGAAUUUUCAUGGGAAGGAAUCAAUCUGUCUAUGGAAGACACCACGUCCAUCCUGCCUCGUCUGAAGAGGAACAAUUCCAAUAACUACGGGAUCGGUGCUCUAGCUAAGUCCUCACUGACAGGUGUGUCAGGUGUGAAUCGCUCCAUGAAGGACAAGGUGACCAAGCCUACGUCCAUGGCCCAGGGCCGGAUGGCACACAUGAUCGAGUGGCAGAACUGGGACAUGUCUGUGGUGGGCCCGGGGGGCGUCUCCGUCCCACGCAAGUCCACGGCAGAGCAGGAGAUGGAGAGACGGUUGGAGAGCGACGCCUACAGCGACCUCAGCGACGGGGAGAAGGAGGCUCGCUUCGCCGCAGGUAUCCUGCAGCAGUUUGCCAUCUCCCAGGCAACGCUCAUGGCCUGGACCUCCAUGGAUGGAGAGAGCCUGAGGUCAGGGUCCAACCAGGGCAGUGUGGCCCACCUUAGCGAAGUCAACCAGGAGAGCAUCACCAGCCGAGACCAGAUAUUGCACCACUCCUCUGCAGACAUGUGGCCCAACACCUAUGUCGCCCAGGGUCUCUACUGCCUCUCCUCCUCCGACGCCUGGGAGCCAAUCAGCAACGAGCCCUCCGGAGUGGCCUCUCCUGCUGCUGGCUCCUAUGUGAUGCAGCAGGGCGGGACUUCCUGUGAUGGGUAUGAUGGGAACGCGUUGCUGCAGCAGCAACAGCAGCAGCAGUUCAACCUACAGCAGCAGAGUCAGCUCCAGCAGCUGCAGCAGCUGCAACAGAUACAGCACUACCAGCAACAGCAGCUCCUGUAUCAGCAACAACAGUCUCUGGAGCAAAGGCUGCACAGCGCCAACCACUCGUUGCAAGCCACACCCAACAGCACCAUCCACAGCCUGGCCCCUGCCACCCACGCCCCAUUGGUGGACCUGUGGGGGGCGGGGCAGACGGAGUCCUAUCACGCGGAUAUUGGAGGGUACAACAUAGGCGUGGCAGCGGUGGUGGAGGCGGCUCUGAGUGUUCCGUCUGGGGACGAGGGGGCGGGGACAGAACACUCCCCUCUGCUGGAGCAGCAGGAGGAGGAGGAGCUGAAGGACGAGGAGGUGACACUGUGCAUGGAGCCGGAGUCUGCCACUCUAACCCAGCCCACACAGCGAGACGAAGCCAUCGCCUCCGGGGGCAGUAGUCCGGGUCAACGUAGUCCGGGGCGCAGUAGUCCAGGGCGCAGUAGUCCGGGGCAACCACCAGCACAACAAAUCACAGAGCGGAAGGCCUCUGAUGUCAGCUGUGGAGGCAUCCAGAUGCUGGAGGAGAAGGAUGAGAAGCAGGGGUCUGCUGUUGCUGCCAUGGCAACCAACUGAUUGACAGAUCGUCCUGAGAGACGUGACAGGCGUCAGGAAUGACUGAUCCUAAUAAUGAAAUAUUUAUCAAUAAAUCUGUUCCUUUUCAGGUAUCAAACACAUUUUUGAUGGGAUAUAAACUCUUGUGACCACUGAAGAGGAGGAAUAUUUGGAAACUGACUUAUACAGUGACAACAGCUGGUCCAACGGAUAACCUUUUUUUUGGAAGCCUUACAUCCCCGAGAGAAGGAGGAGGGAGGAGUAGAGGGAGGGAAAAGAGACUGAGUGAGGAAAAGGAGGUAUGAGGGGAUAAUCAAAAGAGGAGCAGCUGAGAUACAGACAUCAGGGAAAGGAAACCGAGGAGGAGGGAAUUGAAACAUGCAUGCUUUUUAAACAAACAACUUGAUCCGGUCCAGCGUCAAAUAUGAUAAUGAUAAUAACAUCUAUAGUUAGAAAACAUUAUAAUGACCACAAUGAUUUUCUAACAAAGCAAAAAAUCAUGACAACACAAAAAUCUAUGUAUAAGUGUAUGAUAAAAUAAUAUAUAUCAAAAUCACGGUUUUUACAACAAUAUCUCUCCAUGGAAGAGCUACUCUGUUUACAGCUUACACUCAACACAUCAAAUAUUUUCAACCCCAUAACUUGAAGAACAGCAACACUCACAUGGUAUACCCUCUCCUCUUAUGUCGUUCACAUCUGGCAUCCACAACACUUAUAGAACUAACUGCACGAAUACAGAACAACUUUAGUAGGUUGGGUUCAUCAUAACCCCCUUAAAAUUACACCUAUUCGAUUAUCCCCAAAAACCAAUUAAAUCCAAAUUGGGUCUCUGCAACCUAACCACUGCAGUGAAAUCUACUUUAACCCUCCUAACACAGUUAGAAAGACACAACGUUACUAUGUUGCUGUGUUCUCCAGAUGUCCAAGGCACAUAAAGGCAGCAGGCCUCACCUGUCGGCUGCACACACAGCACUGCACAGUUCAAGGAUUGUACUGUACAGUAAGAUAGUGUGCUUCCUACUCUGUCUUUCCGUAUGUUUCUUCAGAGUAGUAUGGACUACCUGUCCUAUAUUGAACUGUAUAGACUUUGCACUGAACCUAGGACACUGGGCUGGUGCUGGGCCAGAGAGGGCUAAGGGCAUGGGGCUCCUGGUAGUCUGCUUGACUGUGCAUCUUGACUGACAGGUCCGUGUCAUGGAGUGAAUGGUGAAGAGACAAAGCUGUAGUAGUGAAUCUCUUUGCACUGAUGCAAUCCAACAGAUCAGAGACUGCCUUUGGACUCUGUCACACGUCAAUGUCCUUGAUUACUGUUCAGAAAGAGCUCUUAGCAUCACCAAGAACCAAAACAAAACCACUAGACGAAAUGGAUUCUGAGCUGUUGUUCCAUGUUCCAAACUAGAGAUCGCUGGAGGAAGAGGGAGUGCUUUGGAGUGUUUUAGUACCAACAGAAACAGGAUUUAGAUUGAGAUGUGAUUUGUUUUAACUCAGAUUGUUGUUUUGAUGUCAGCUCUUGGGGACAAUACCAAGCUUUUCUUUGUGGAGAAAAGAUGAGAAAAUGUUUCUCUCAAAGGUGUAAGUUAGAGCUGUUUGAAUUGGGUACUGAUUCUUAAAAGAGCAAAAACACAUCUUCAAAAUUGUAACUAAUUACUGUGGAGCCAAACACAGGUCUCCUAAAUGGCUUGUGGCCACUACUGUCGUACAGAUGUAAAUACUAAUGAGAGAGUAUAUGAACCACCUCUCUCACAGCCACGACUGCAACAGUUUCUUUAUUUUUCUACAAGUCUCAGUCCCAGCUCUUUCUUUUGGGAAUCUUCAUGAGCUCCCAAAUGAAGCUUAUUGCGUUUAGAUUUGUUUCUAUCACCACACAAGUAAAAGGAAAAGGAUAGUGGAAUGUCAACAUUGUAAAUAGUGUGAUCAUUGAAAUAUUGGAUAUCGGAAUAUUGUUGUAAAAUAAUGCAAAGGACCUAAUUUGACUGGGUCCAAGGAGAACAUUGAAGUCAAUCAGGCAAUAGAACUGAAUACUAGAACCAAACACUAGAACCAAACAGAACCGGUAUCUUCCUACUCAUGGUGACUACAGUGAUGGAGCAAAACUCUACAUGAUGUUUGAGUUAGCGUGUGUAUUUCCCGAAGAGGAAUGUGUGUAUCCCAAUGGAGGAAUGGUAGUGAAGUUCGGAGACAUGAUAGAAUAGUGGAAUUUGCUCUGGAUAUACUGGUCUGGAAUAUCUGUGCACGCAUCACUAAUAAAAACAUAAACAAUCACGAUUAUUAUUAUUAUUAUUAUUAUUAUUAUUUGACAGAGAACAACCUUCUCCUUUCACUCUGAUGAUUGUGUGAAAAAACUUUUAAGAUAAAAAGGUUGAUUGACUUGAAUUAAUUAAUUUAUUGAUCGAUUAUUUUUGCAAUGUUGGGACAAUUGUUAUUUUUCUACUGAAUUAUUGACACCCCCUCCAGUAUAAGAUAGAAUAUGUGUGGUUGAUGUAAAGCAGUUUUGUGUUGGUUGGGGCUCUUUCUGAUUGGGCAAACAGACAGUGAUAAUAAUACCCUAGGGCAGGGGUGGAAACUUCUGGGCGGCUACAUUGUGUUUGUGUGCAGGGUUUUCUUCCAGCCCAGCACUAAUACAAUCUUCAAUGGCCACAAUUAAUUGUAAUCAGUUGUGUUAAAGCUGGGCUGGAACAAAAACCUGCACACACUGACUGCAUCCCUCCAGGACAAGGGUUAGGGUUAAGGUUACCCACCUCUUCCCUGAAGCUGCCCAUCACGAAGCACACAAUGAUGGCAUUUACAUAGUCAUAACCAGUCAUGAAGAUUCGUGUCACUGCUGCCAUGAUCACCCAGGCAAUGACAACACAAUCUCAACCAUACAACUUCCUUUAGGCUACUAGUCACAAGUGUCCAUCAGCUGUCAUGAACACGUAUGACAUGCGUCUGCAAGACAAGUUGUAUAUUGGUGUUAGAACUAACCAGGGCUAGGGGUCUAUCCUGACCACGUGACCUGACCAGGAGAGACCCAGCGCCCCUACUUAGAACAGAUUGUUUUGGUGAGCUGCUACCUUGUGGUGUAUUUGAGUUUGUGUUAUACAUUAGCCUUCACCUGUCUAUCUCAGACUGGCUCUGAGAGCUACAACCUUAAGGAUGUCUUUACCCAACCACUCUUAUUCAUUCAUUUAUUUAAUUAUUAUUUGGGGGGAGGAAUAACAUGACAGCCUGUACAUAGUUUAUUAUUUAUUGUAGGUAAGUCUUUUUGAAGCAGUAUUGUUCUGUGUGUUGUCCUUGGGCUUUCUGUAGUGUUAUACCUUUGACCCCAGAGAGAUUGUUCUGAUUAAUUGAAAACACAAACAUGGACCCAGAGAAUGAUACUACUUCAAUUAAGAUGUUUUAUUGAUUUUUUGACGAUUAAGAACUUACUGAAUGAAUAAACUAAUAACAAGAAGCCAAAUGUA
This is a messenger RNA of Coregonus clupeaformis (lake whitefish), 4972 nucleotides long. RefSeq lists its product as uncharacterized. The transcript has 9 exons. NCBI's taxonomy places the organism in Eukaryota, Metazoa, Chordata, Actinopteri, Salmoniformes, Salmonidae. Bases 132 to 1550 code for a protein of 472 amino acids. The record is from RefSeq and is a predicted model, not a curated record.